UCAUGGCUUUCUCUCUGCGAUUCAUGCUCUUUUCUUCUCUGCUUCUUCAUCUUCUCUUUCUCACUUCUGAAGCAAAACAGUCCUACCGCCCCAAGGCCCUCGUCCUUCCAGUUUCCAAAGACGCUUCCACGCUACAAUACCUAACCACCAUCAAUCAGAGAACUCCACUCGUUUCUGUCAAUGUCGUCCUCGAUUUAGGAGGUCAGGACCUAUGGGUUGAUUGCGAUCAAGGUUACAACUCAACCACCUACCGCCCCGCCCGUUGCCACUCUUCCCAGUGCUCCCUCGCUAAGGCCAUCCCCUCCUGCAGCGGUUGCUACUCUACUCCUAAACCUGGUUGCUACAACAACACCUGCGAAGUCGUCGUAGAUAACACCGUCACUCACGACGCCACAGCGGAAGACCUUGGAGAUGAUGUGGUUUCCGUCCACUCCACCGAUGGGUCCAACCCGGGUCGGGUCGUUACCGUAUCUCACUUCCUUUUCGUCUGUGCUCCUCACUAUAUCUUGAAAGGCCUUGCGAACGGCGCCAAGGGAAUGGCCGGACUCGGUCGGACCCACAUCUCUUUACCGUCUCAAUUCUCCGCCGCUUUUAGCUUCCCCAAGAAAUUCGCAAUCUGUCUCUCCUCUUCUACCUCAUCCAACGGUGUCUUAUUCUUCGGUGAUGGGCCCUACAAAUUCCUCCUGAACGUUGAUGCCUCCACCAUUCUUAUGUACACCAAGCUCUUCGUCAACCCUGUCAGCAACGCAAGGCUUUACUAUUCGGGUGAUGAUUCGGUGGAGUACUAUAUUGGAGUCAACUCCAUUAAAGUCAACGAUAAGGCCGUGUCUCUUAAUACGACCUUGUUGUCCAUCAACAGCAAAACCGGCUACGGUGGAACCAAGAUCAGCACCGUCAAUCCCUACACCGUGAUGGAGACGUCCAUAUACAAGGCCGUGACCCAGGCUUUCAUUGAAGCCGCUGCUUCGAGGAACAUCACCAGAGUAGCGGGUGUGUCCCCAUUUGGAGUGUGCUUCAGCUCCAAAAACGUCGGUAGCACCCGAGUAGGACCAGCGGUGCCGUGGAUCGAUCUGGUGCUUGAGAGUGAAAGCUUGUACUGGAGGAUAUUCGGGGCAAACUCGAUGGUGGAGGUGACCAACGAUGUGCUCUGUCUUGGGUUCCUAGAUGGAGGGUCCAACCCAAGGACGUCUAUAGUGAUAGGUGGGUAUCAGCUGGAGGAUAACCUUCUACAGUUCGAUGUGGCCAAGUCCAGGCUUGGGUUCACUUCGUCUCUUCUCUUCAGACAAACCACUUGUGCCAAUUUCAACUUCACUUCCACCGCUUGAGUUUGAUCAAUUAUUGUAGUUUACGUUGAGAAAGUAGGAUUUAUUUCAAGAAAGUUGAAUAAACGGCCAAUGAAUAUCACGGGUAUAGUCAUAUCGGCCCUUACAUAUGUAUUAUUGAUUUUGAUGCUGUAAACUGUGGAUUGUCUUUUACCAAAAAAAUAAAAAGAACACUGUGAUUGUCAAUGAAA
This is a messenger RNA of Macadamia integrifolia, 1513 nucleotides long. Its product is annotated as probable aspartic proteinase GIP2. The transcript has a single exon. Gene Ontology annotation, molecular function: aspartic-type endopeptidase activity. The record is from RefSeq and is a predicted model, not a curated record. NCBI's taxonomy places the organism in Eukaryota, Viridiplantae, Streptophyta, Magnoliopsida, Proteales, Proteaceae. Gene Ontology annotation, biological process: proteolysis. Bases 3 to 1325 code for a protein of 440 amino acids.